Molecule: messenger RNA, 6042 nt
Organism: Brienomyrus brachyistius
Lineage: Eukaryota; Metazoa; Chordata; Actinopteri; Osteoglossiformes; Mormyridae
Gene: rimbp2a
Product: RIMS binding protein 2a
Exons: 27
Coding region: 1438-5604 (1388 amino acids)
Biological process (GO): neuromuscular synaptic transmission
Molecular function (GO): protein binding
Source: RefSeq, a predicted model, not a curated record
GUUCUCAGCAAAUACAGAGAGAGCAGGAGAGGACCAGAGAACAGAGAGAAGGGGAGAGAUAUGAAGAGAGUGAGGGAGAGGGAAAACAGGCGUUUCCUCCUUAUACUGUGCAACGUUAGUAUCAGAAUUCAGUACAUACAUGUACACAAAGCUAGUGGUCUAUAUGUAUCUGUUUCUCAUUUCUCUCUGGGUUCAAUUUUCAUUGGUGGAGGUGGUACUUGGACUCUUUUGCCCUACUCAGGUGGCUCUUCUGAGAAGACAUGGUGAGCAGUGAGGGACGAUAGAGUACUGUGCAGCGGUGGGAAUCCUCACAGGCCAGAGGGAAGCCACAGGGCGAGGAAGGACUCCUCACUGGGCAGAAGGAAGCCACAGGGAGAGGAAGGACUCCUCACUGGCCAGAGAGAAGCCACAGGGUGAGGAAGGACUCCUCACUGGGCAGAAGGAAGCCACAGGGAGAGGAAGGACUCCUCACUGGCCAGAGGGAAGCCACAGGGCGAGGAAGGACUCCUCACUGGCCAGAGGGAAGCCACAGGGUGAGGAAGGACUCCUCACUGACCAGAGGGAAGCCACAGGGCCAGGAAGGACUCAUUACUGACCAGAGGGAAGCCACAGGGUAAGGAAGGACUCCUCACUGGCCAGAGGGAAGCCACAGGGCCAGGAAGGACUCAUUACUGACCAGAGGGAAGCCACAGGGUGAGGAAGGACUCCUCACUGGCCAGAGGGAAGCCACAGGGCCAGGAAGGACUCAUUACUGACCAGAGGGAAGCCACAGGGUGAGGAAGGACUCCUCACUGGCCAGAGGGAAGCCACAGGGUGAGGAAGGACUCCUCACUGGCCAGAGAGAAGCCACAGGGGAAAGAAGGACUCCUCACUGGCCAGAGGGAAGCCACAGGGCGAGGAAGGACUCCUCACUGGGCAGAAGGAAGCCACAGGGAGAGGAAGGACUCCUCACUGACCAGAGGGAAGCCACAGGGGAAAGAAGGACUCCUCACUGACCAGAGGGAAGCCACAGGGGAAAGAAGGACUCCUCACUGGGCAGAAGGAAGCCACAGGGUGAGGAAGGACUAUUCACAGGUCAAAGGGACUCCAUAAGGGUUAUGGGCAGUCCACAUGGUCCAGAUGGAGUUUUCAGGCAUGGAGGAGACCUAGAAACCGGUAAUGACAGAAUACAUGGUGAUAAAUCAUUGGUGAUAUUGCAUUGGUGAUGCAUCGAGAAGAUCAGCAUAACAUGUGGAUUUGGCCUCUUCUUCUCAGGACCACUUAUGUCACAGAAGGAACCUGCCCCACGUUGGAGGAGGAGCAGAAACAGCUGAGCCCCCACCCUCUAGAAUCUCACUCCACCACACCUGCCCCCAGGAUCUGACUCCACCCUGCACCCCCAAGACUCUGCCUUCAGCCCACACCCCCAGCAGAAGUCAGCAUCACUGCAUUAAUUAGAUGACAUCGGCUCAGCUAGACACAAGGCCGGGAGGCGCUGACGUGACCCCGAUGGAGGCUGGCAGCCCGAGCCCCUGCCUGGGCCGGCUCACCCUAAAGGAGGUGAUGGGAGGUCAGAGGUCACGGGAUGUGGAGGAGCUCCUGAGGAGAUCCCGGGCGGAGCUGCUGUGGGUCCAGAGACAGCUGUCACUCAUCUCUAGGAGGAGCGCAAGUCACCCACGCGUCAGGGACAAGCUACGGAGUGACCUCCCAACCCAGCAACUCAGGGUGCUGCCACCCCAGAGCAUGGAGCGCUGGCGCCUCCUAGAGGAAAAGAACAGGUGCCUCAGGCUGGAGGUGGCAACCCUCAGACAUGAAAGGCAGCAGUGCCGCUCACUGAAGAAUGAGCUUCACCAAGCCCUGCAGGAGAAGAGUCGUCUGAACCAAGAGCUUUCCAGCCAGAUCCAGAGGGCUGCGCAGUAUGAGCGGGUGAAGUCGGACUACGAUCAGCUGAAGGAGACCUGCACCUCUGUGAUUCAGGAGAGAGAUUCCGCCCUGAGGGAGAGGAGCCAGCUGCAGGGCAGGCUAGAGCAGCUGGAGCAGGUGUUGCAGCACAUGCACGAGGCUGCAGAGAGGCAGCAGCAGCUGGAGAGAGACCACGAGUUGGCGCUGGAGGUUCUUCAUGCCAGACAGCAGGAGAUCAGACAUCUGCAGAAGGUUCAGGUAGAGGCUGAGAAGGAGCAUGAGGGCACAGUGCACCAGCUAGAGAAGCACGUGACACUUCACGUGGGAAAAUUCACAACGGGCUUGUUAGCAGAUGUCAGGCCGAUGAUGUCAUGUCAUACUGGCUACCUGCUGCAUCCUCAGACAGUCACUGCCAGGCAGCACUGCACUGUGACAGCCAGGGUUAAGGAGCUGGAGCAGAGGUGUAAGACUCAAGCUCAGCAAUUCAGCCUCCUAUACCAGCAGCUGGAAACGUUCUGCUUGCAGUCCGGAACGGCGGACACUGCUGGUCCCGUGGAUAAGAGUCUGAUUCAAAUUCUCAGUGGACUGGCCUCCGGGGAUGAGGAAGGCCACACAAAUUCUGGUGACCGGUGGCUGAAGCCCAAGCUCCUCCCAGUGACCCCAACCAGUGAAGAAAGGACUCAGGCAGCCCCCCCAGCCCCGGGUGGGUCUUCCAGCCCCCAGCGGGAUUCCCAGCCAGAAAUGGACAGUGACCUGAGUAGAACGACAAGGUCUGAGACCCGAUUCGCGGGCACAGUCCGCCUCUGCAGCGCCCGCUACAGUUAUAACCCUUAUGAUGGCCCCAAUGACCACCCGGAGGCAGAGCUGCCCCUUGUGGCUGGGAAGUACCUCUACAUCUAUGGCACGAUGGAUGAUGAUGGCUUCUACCGAGGGGAGCUGCCUGAUGGUCAGCGGGGCCUGGUACCCUCCAAUUAUGUGGACUUUGUCCAGGAAAAGGAUGUGGCCCUCACCCCAGGCUCUGAUGACAGCCAGGAGGCGGAGCUUGACAGGGAGGAGGGGAGGUGCAGCCUCCAGGCUGGGAAGGGCAGCCUCAAUGCAGAUGAGUUGGAGGAGGAACUUGUACCAUACCCUCGCAGAAUCACCCUGAUCAAGCAGCUGGCGAGGAGUGUGAUUGUGAGCUGGGAGCCUCCGGCAGGCCAGGGGGGCGGCAUCGACAAGACGGGUAUCAGCGCCUAUGAUGUCCUUGUGGACCAGGAGGUGCGUUUCCGCAUGCCCCCCACUGGCCGCCGCAAGCUGCUGAUUGAGAAGCUGGAGCUGUCAGCGCAGGCCUAUCGGAUCUCAAUCCGCUGUGUGACGCAACACGGCGUCUCCGAUGAGCUCUGUUGCAGCCUGCUGGUGGGCCGCGGCAUGGUGCUGGCUCCGGCACAUCUGCAGCUCCAUAAUGUCACUCAGCACUCCGCCGAUCUGUCCUGGUGGCCCUGCGACAGCAACUACAAGCACGCAGUGCUGCUGGAUGGGGUGGAGCGUGUGCUGGUUGGACCGGGUCGAUACCGCUGUCGGCUGCGUGGACUCAGCCCCAUGACAGCAUACCGGGUCACUGUGGUGGCCCAUCCGCACCGUGUUCCCUGGCGGCUGCCGCUGGAGCAGCGUGAGCAGCGAGCGACGUCCUUGGACUUCUGCACACUGCCUGCAGGUCCCCCCCUGCCCCCCCAGGAGGUGCGGGUGCUGUGCGGGCAGACGCCAGGUGUGCUCCAUGUCAGCUGGAAGCCACCCAUUCUUACAUCCUCGGGGAUGUCCAAUGGAGCCUGUGUGACCGGCUAUGCUGUGUGCACCAGAGGACAGAGGAUUGCAGAAGUGAUGUACCCUGCAGCAGAACAUGCAACUGUGGAACUGAACCGGAUUGGGCACCUGGAGGUCCGAGAGCUUGUGGUCCGGACCCUAUCAGCACAGGGCGAGUCCCAGGAUUCAGAGGUCGCCACCAUCCCCCAGGGGCUCCUAGUGCCUCCUGCUCCGCCCCCACUUCCACACAUCCUACUUCCAGUCUGCCCCCGCCUUGUUGAUUUGCCACUCCCCAGUAUCUCUACAGACCCCCACAUCCCCAACCCCAUCCCGCAGAAUGAGCCCAUCUUCCAGCCACACCAGCCCAUUCUACAACCACCCCCACUGCACAGUACUCUCCAGGCUCCAUCAGGUGAUAGCUGGGACAGGGCGAUAGAUCAACCCAAUCAAUGCACAGAACCCGGCCAGUCCUGGGCUUCGGGCUGUCACCCACCAUCGACCCUAGUGCCUCCAACCCUGGAGGCUCCAUCCUUCCAAGCUCGUCGCUCACCUUCCCCCCAGAGGAUCCUGCCGCAGCCUCAAGGUGCCCCCAUCCCCAACAUGGCCAUCAAGGCCAUGGCGAGAGAGGCGACACAGAGGGCAGCCUCCAGCGUAAGCCAGAUGAUUUAUGGCACUCAGAGCUCAGAUGAAGAAGAGGAUAACUAUGAGCAUAAGAACUUAAGACAGAAAGGAAUUUCUGUGCAUGACUUCCUUACAGACUCCGAGCUUGGAAGACAGCGAGGGCACAGUGCGGACUACCCCAGUGAGAGCAGCCGGGGCUCAGACCUGUCCGCCAUCACGGAGGAGGAUGAGGAAGAGCUGCACUCGGUGAUGGACAAGGGGGGUGUCCGCCCCCACAAAGGCUCACCCCGCAGUGUGCUUAAGAUUUUAGGGAGCUGUCGCCAUGUGGGCCGGUCUACCCCAGUGAAUUCAUGCUCAAAUCGAAUGUCCGCCAGUAGCGGUGGAUCCUACCAGAGAAGAGCCAUCACGGUCCCAUCCAUUGAGAUCACUCCUGAGAGUAACAGUGAGGAGAGCCUAUCACUUGCCAAAGAACAGAUCCGUUCCGAUGCCAGCCUGACACAAAGAAAGUUAUGGCCUCCAUUUUACAAUGGAUCUUCAGAGCACAUAAAUGAUGGUGCCCUUGGUCAACAGCAUGAUGGAGUAGCAAGGCCCAAGGAGUUGUCUCGGAUAUUCGUCGCCCUGUUUGAUUACGAUCCCCUCUCGAUGUCCCCUAACCAUGACAGGGCCGUUGAGGAGCUCUCCUUCCAAGAGGGUCAGAUCCUGAAUGUGUUUGGUGAUAAGGACAGAGAUGGGUUCUACUGCGGAGAGAUUAAUGGUAGAACGGGCCUCGUCCCCUGCAACAUGGUGGCGGAGAUUGAAGCCGGGGACCAGAAUACGACAGACCAGCUAGUUCGUCAGGGCUUCCUUCCCCUCAGCACCCCAGUAGCUAAAAUCGAUAGGAAGAGGCAAGGUGGUCGACAUCUCCCCACACCCAAGAGGAAGGUGGUGGCACUCUACGAUUAUGACCCCAGGGAGAACUCGCCCAAUACUGACAUGGAGGCCGAGCUGACUUUCUCUACAGGCGACAUCAUAACCAUCUUGGGGGAAAUCGAUGAAGAUGGCUUUUACUACGGUGAAAUGAAUGGACAAAGAGGCCUAGUUCCCUCCAACUUUCUUGAAGAAGUGCCUGACAAUGUUGAGAUACAUCUGACGGGCACCCAAACCGUGCUCCAGGAAAGCAAAGAGCCUCCCCAGACCACAGCCUCCCCCAGUCCUGGCCCUUACCUACCUGCCAUCGGGGCCAAUGUGGCCCCCCAAAACCCGACCUCCAAGAGGAAAAAGGGAUUGCUCUCCAAGGGGAAGAGGCUGUGGAAGAGGCUAGCGACGGCCAGACGGGCCACCUGACCAUGGCAUGACAUCACCCAGGAUCCUAUCACCUUAAGGUCAACAAGCAGGCGUCUUUCACAGAUGCGGUCCGGUAAAUACAUUGGGACAGGUGCCAUGUGAACUGCCAUGCAAGGACCUUCUGAAGACUUACAAGGUGGUGAGACUCUCCCCCGUUUAGGAGCCCCAUUGACAGAUCAGUGUAGCAUGUACAGCCCCAUGGGCGAGUGAUAUCUGGAAUGAACAGCAGACUCCCCUCCAAAUUUCUUGCCUACAGGUCUGAGCCACUGAACAUACCACCAGAUGUUCAGCUGGAGCUUAAAUAAGAACCUACUUAAAUAAGACACCGUGGAAUCAUAACAGAAAGCUAUCUAAUCUACAGAUUCCACCCCACCACAUGAGAAUAAUUAAGCAUCUUUCAAAGCUCCCAAUGUGCAGAAUAAAAUGUGUGUGCUGCAA